Myiozetetes cayanensis is the source of this 5666-nucleotide messenger RNA. RefSeq names its product SUMO specific peptidase 5 (gene SENP5). Gene Ontology annotation, biological process: protein desumoylation. The transcript has 10 exons. Gene Ontology annotation, cellular component: nucleus. Gene Ontology annotation, molecular function: deSUMOylase activity. The coding region runs from base 691 to 2406 and encodes 571 amino acids. The record is from RefSeq and is a predicted model, not a curated record. NCBI's taxonomy places the organism in Eukaryota, Metazoa, Chordata, Aves, Passeriformes, Tyrannidae.
CGGCGAGCGGCGGGGGCGGAGCGCGGCCCUGGGGCGGCCGAGCCGAGCCGGGCCGAGCCGGGCGGGCGCGGCGGGCUGAGCUGUUUUUCAGGAUCAUAAUGCAGCAGAAAAAUGAAAAGCCAUAGAAGACAUUUGCUUUGGAAAAGAAGUCAGUUGCUGGCCCAGUCUGGAAGAUGGACCACUGUUUUCAGGAAGCUUGGGAAAUACUGCUUCCAAAAGCAAUUUUUCCUAACUUAGAAGAAAAUACAGAGUGCUCAGCUAUUUGUGAGUUUAAAUCCCAACAAACUGUACAGAAGACUGCAGUGCAGAAGGAAGACACCUGAGCUCCAAAGCAGGUGGGCUCCUCAUGUGCUUCUAAAUGCAGAAUCCUGUCCAAAAUCUACAUUUGAAUCAUGCAAAACUACUGAGAGCAAAAAGAUCCCGUCCCUAUUGCAGAGCUGAAAGCCCAUCCGGAGAAGCAGCAAGGAAACUCAACAAUGAACCCUUUGAGAGCGAAGAUCCCUUGAAUGAAGAAUUUGAAACUGUUGCUGUUCUUAAUAGCAUCUCUGGCAAUAUCCAUUAUGUCUCAUGUGGUACUGUGGAAGGUUCUGCCUUACCUGUAAAGAAAGGUGGUUUUGUCUGUAGCGGGGAGGAGAGAAAUAAUGGUGAGGGCAACACAGUCCUGGUAGUUUUAAACAACUAUAAAAGGAAAUGCUGUUGCAAAGGGAGUGGAAUGGAACUUGUGGCCCCUUGACAACUCUGAAGAGGUCCAGAUUUAAUCAUCAUACUGUAAAAAAGAGAUUUUUAUUUAUGAUGCAUAAGAAACUUUCUAUGGUUAGGUUUCGGUAUAGAAUCAUAAAAUCCCCGAAACUUCGAGCAAGAGGCAAGACUUGCAAACUGAGAAAAAUAAGGCCAAGGUGGGUGAAGAAAGCUAUAAGGGACCAUCAAGAGACGCUUCAGUGGGAUUUUGAAAGUGGAGUGUGUAAGUGGUUUUCCUACUGGAAAUCUAAAAGUAGCCGUCUCUGGAACCGGUACAGCUUAUCAGAUAUGAACAAUAAUACACCCAAAUCUUUAGGUGAGGAGAACGAAAUCUGUGCACCCGAGAUCUGCCGUACACAGGACGCGUUACCAUCUGCUGAGCCGUGUUCUGAGGGUCCAGGACCCGGAGGGCAGGAUGGCAGAGUGGACGCUGCCCCACCAGAACUGCGUGUUAGAGCUUCUCCAGAGGCAGAGGCCUUGCACCAGGUGGAGACCAAUGGGGCUCUGUCAGGGGAUCAUUGCUCUGACAUUUUUGUCCCCGUGACAGAAAAAGAAAUCGCUGUUUCAGAUCAAGAAGGUGCAGAAUCCAAGGAGGUUAUGGGUGUAGAUGGAAUGACACUGUUACAAUCCUCCGUGCAGGAUUCUGUUGUUGAUGAUAAUUUUGCAAAUGGACCUUUAUCCAUGGAGCUGACACAAAAUGAGGACAGCUCUAGCCAAAUGGAAGUAGAGGGCUCCUUGGACAUCUUUAGUUCAAAAUUACUAGAUCACCCUUACUGUAAAAGUCCUCUCGAGGAGCCUUCACCGGAAAGCACAGGACUGAAAUCAGGAACUCGGAAGGGAGGCAAAAGGAACAGUCAGAAAACUUCCCAGGUGGCCGAUGAGCAGUUGGCAACGUGGCUUUGUGGAUUCCUAGAUGAAGUUAUGAAGAAAUAUGGCAGUUUAGUACCACUCUGUGAAAAAGAUGUCAUGGGAAGAUUAAAAGAAGUCUUUAAUGAAGAUUUCUCCCAUAGAAAGCCUUUUAUCACCAGGGAAAUAAUGAAGUAUCGGGAAAAACAUCCAAAAACCUCCACUUGCAAUUUCCGGGUCUUCUAUAAUAAGCACAUGCUAGAUAUGGAUGAUUUGGCUACACUGGAAGGCCAGAACUGGCUGAAUGACCAGAUAAUUAACAUGUAUGGUGAACUCGUAAUGGAUGCAGUCCCUGAAAAGGUUCAUUUCUUUAACAGCUUUUUUCAUAGACAGCUCGUAACCAAAGGAUAUAAUGGGGUAAAACGAUGGACUAAAAAGGUGGACUUAUUCAAAAAGACUCUCUUGUUAAUUCCUAUUCACCUGGAAGUCCACUGGUCCCUCAUUACUGUGAACAUCCCCAGUCGAAUUAUUUCAUUUUAUGAUUCCCAAGGCAUUCAUUUUAAGUUUUGUGUAGAGAACAUUCGAAAGUAUUUGCUGACUGAAGCAAAAGAGAAGAAUCGCCCUGAGUUCCUUCAGGGUUGGCAGACUGCUGUGACAAAGUGCAUUCCACAACAGAAAAAUGACAGUGACUGUGGGGUUUUUGUGCUCCAGUACUGCAAGUGCCUCGCCUUAGACCAGCCUUUUCAGUUCUCCCAGGAAGAUAUGCCCCGAGUGAGAAAAAGGAUUUACAAGGAGCUGUGUGAACGCCAGCUAAUAGACUAAUAAAAUGCAGCCAACCUAAUUUCUCUGGCAUUUCUGACAAGUUGCAGCUGGUGUUUGUGUACUUGAAUUUCUGAAAACUUCCAAGAAUUUUGAGCGAUUCUCAGCUGAGUGGUGUGGCCACUGUUGUUACCUCAAUUUUUUGACAAGUUCUUUAACUGGCAGAACAUAACAGAGCUGCCAUAGAAUAUUCCUAAUGUCAGUUUGGUUCUCUUAUGUUCUUUCCUGUAUUUAAUAUUUAUUAUCUCAGCAUGCAUAUAAGCAAAGCAUGCAACUAAAACCAUAAAACUGUAGAUUUGGUGCACCUUUGAGAUGUAGCUAGAAAUGACAAAUACAGGUGAAUUUGUCUGGAAUCAUAAAGAUGCAUGGUAUGUUUUCUGAUGCAAUAAUGCUUUGAAUGUAUCAAAAAAAAAUAAUCAAUGCCAUAAAAAGAACAGCUAGAACUAUUUGGUAGUUACAUUGUCCCUGUUGUGGCUGUACAAUACUGAAUACCACUUUUAGGGUGGCUAAGCUCAUCUACAGUUUUAAUUUGUGAAACCCCUUUUUUAAAAUAGUUCAAGUUGAUAAUGAAGUUUGUUCUGUUAACAUUUAUCUGGCUGCUGUUAUCAGCCUGUCCCUAUAGAUAAAAAGCAGCCUUUGCACAAAUAAAGCUUCAGCACUUGUCUGUACAAUAGGAACUACACAAGUGUUCAGUCAGUCAGAUUAAGGUCCUAGAUGCUGCAGAAGUCUCCAUGAUAUGUGUAUUAAGGAGAAUUACAAAGCUGGCCCUGAAGAGUCGCAGCUUAGAUAGUAAGAUAAACUCCUUGGCUGUAACUGUUUACAUCUCAAAUGGCUUUGAGUCAUUUCUCAGACCCACAAUAUGCAGUGAAACGUACCAUUUUGGCAUUUCUUCCUUCGACUCUGUCUUCAAAGCUUGUUGUCUUUAACCUCCCGUUGGCUUUUGCUUUUGUUCAAAUAUAAAUUAAUUCAUUUCUGCUGCAUCUGCUGUUUGAUUGUCCCUGGUUUGUUUGUUUUCAGUAGCACCGAUGGGUCUGGUUGGUAAUAACAGCGUUUGUGGUGGGUGCUGUGCAGACACAGCGAGGUUGUGUCACUGCUCCAGAGGGGUGGGAGGCUGCGAGUCCCGCACUGAACUUUGCGGUGUUGUUUGCACUGGGCGGGGAUGAGUGAGAGCAGUGGAUCUGUUGGGUUUUCACCUUGGUCCAUAAACUGUGAUGUGCUCCUUGCUGUAGAGAGCUACUUCUGUUUGAAGAGACUGUUGUCUGGCACUGCUACACCAGCAAAUGUCUUUGCUGUGUUUUUCUGCCAGAUAAAGGAGUGAGCCCAGAGGAAAACUAUUUUCAUUGCUAAACAUCAUCUGUUGCACAGCUUCACUUUGUGUCUGUCCAUGGCUCUGGCUUCCGAUGGAGGAAAACCACUUUGACUUCCCUGUCUUGCAAAUUAAUUCAGACUUGAGCUAAGCCAGGUGCAAAUCCCUCCUAAAGGACUGGAGGGAGCAGGGGGAAGUGAGGGAGUGCCAAGCACAGUCAGGCUGGGAAGUGGAAGCGUAUGUGCACUGUGCUGUGCAAGAGGAGUUCCUGCAGUAUCCUUGCGUGUUCCCACUUCCCCUUGUUGGCAGCUGGCAAGGACUGGCUUAAUUUAGCAAGAUAAGGAAAGCUUUAAGCACUUGGUUAGAUAAUUUAAACAAGGAAUUUAUUGAAUCAGAAAGAACCUUAAGACCCAGACAGGCUAAACAUACAUUUGCCCAUUGUAUAGCGCAGAGCACCCCACAGCACAUGGUUUAUUUGUGUUUCCCUGAGGUGUUACUGGUAGGAACAGCAGCACCUUCUUUGGGCAAGUGAUUGCGAGCAAUGGAGGGUGACUUCCAUGAAAAUUGCAAUUUGGGAUGUAGUUUCUCAUAUGGGGAUAGCACAUGUGAGCCAGUGCUGCCAUUCUUGCCUUCUCUCUGCUCUGGUAUCACAAGAACAGCUCCAGUGCUUAUGCUGCCAUGUGGUGGGACAGCUGAUCCAGGCUACAGCUAACCCAGAGGACAGAGGAGUUCUCACCUCGAUGCAACUUGUCACUGUAUGUAUGUACCAGUGUGAAUGAAUACUCAGAAUUGGGUAGCCAGGAAGAGACAUGAAGGUGGUGCCAACUUUGGGUGCACGCAAGGGAGGCUUUACUCUCAAACAAGACUCUUGGCAGAAAGGGAGUGGAAUGCAGAAAGAGAACUGCAUAAGCAAAUGGCUUUUAUUUUCAGAACUUAAGGUAUUUGGUAAGGAAGCUUGAUAGGUGAUGCUGCAUCAGCCUGGAAGACUCAGUGCCUCCAAGAAAGGCCCUUAUUUUUUUGUGAAAUUUGCCACGUUGAUGGAUAUUUUUCAUUGCAUGGGAAUGUGCUGGAGCACUGGACUACAGGCAGUCAUUUCCUAAAGCUUGGUGCCUGCUGCUGGUUGGUAGGUAUCCAUCUUACUCUAUAGGAGAGGUCGUGAGGAGUCUUUAAUCACAAUCCUUUGUCAGUGGCAUCAGCAAAAGCACAGUAUUCCUGUGAACUGUGUGGUUAACGUGGGUGCUUUGAAGCACGUGCAUAUGUGUCCCAGAUCGUUUGAGGGGAGGGGGAUUGCAUUUGAAUGUGCUGCCUUGUGAACUGGGGAACAGGGUGGGGAAACAUGCAUGUUGGAAAGUACUUCUUAUGUGCUUUCUUGUCAUCUAGAGGUUUCCUGACAAGUGUUCCAGUUGGUUAUGGGGCAGCACAGAGGAGUUGCACUUGAGUCUCCAGCUGUGAACACACCAGUGAGGGGCCUCGGAAAAAAAAGGAGGGGAAAUUGAAAACAGAGCUAAUGUAAGCAAAGUAUGUUGGUGCAGGGUUGAAAUUAAUCACAGGCAGUCGGAAUCUCAGGCUCUGUAAUGGUGUAUCCUGUGAAACUGGACUAAUUAACUCCUCCUUGAGAAUGUCUUUGAUGCCUUAAAGGAGAUGGACUCUAUAAUCUGUAGUCAUUUUACUAGUUCUUAAAACAUUCAGAACUAUGUAGAGUGUUUUUAUUAUGAGAGGCACAUUUAUGUGGAUGUAGUUAUGGCUGUUAGCAAUUCCAUUAAUGUGAUCUUCAGAUUUUCAUAAAUCACUCUGAACUGGUUUGGCGGAUGCUUAAAUUUCACGACUUGUUCCAAAGAGAUUGUCUCGCUGUGCUGAUUUAUACAAAUAGUCCCUGAACUGGUGAAGCCUCUGUCUCGUGUGUGACAAAUUAAAGCUACCUGAGUUGUAAUAAACCUUAAACAGAAUUGAAAAUGAA